UGUAAAUAAUGGCGUAAGAGAGAGAGAGGCUACAAAAUCAACCCCUUCGGCGGAGCAUUCGAAGCUCACCAGUCCACUUCCUCGUUUUCAUCGGCAUCCUUUCCUUCAUAACUACCCCCACGCCACCCUAUCCCCACCCACUCUUCGUCUCUCUCUGAAGAAGAAGAAAUCUUGUUCAGAAUUUUAUUAUUUUCACCUCGCGUUUCACGGAGGACGAUUUGAUUGGAUUAGUCUGAAAAUGGAUUCUGCAGCCAUGACUUUUUGCAAUAAAUCUAUAAGCUCAACUCCCGGUUUAUUCAUGGGGAGGACUAUACAAAUUCAAAGCUCCCAGUGUAGCUUUGUCGUAGGAAGUAAGGUUAACUACCCUCGACAGAGAGUUCAGGCUUCUCGUGUUGGUAGAUCUAGCAAACGUGGAGGCUCUCUUGCUGCUACAUGUGCUAAUGAUAAAAUCCUAGUGGCUAACAGAGGUGAGAUUGCUGUUCGUGUGAUUCGGACAGCUCAUGAGAUGGGGAUCCCUUGUGUUGCUGUUUACUCAACCAUAGAUAAAGAUGCUCUUCACGUGAAAUUGGCUGACGAAUCUGUUUGUAUUGGAGAAGCGCCAAGCAGUCAAUCGUAUUUAUUGAUUCCAAAUGUAUUAUCCGCUGCCAUCAGUCGUGGAUGUACUAUGCUACAUCCUGGAUAUGGUUUCCUUGCUGAGAAUGCAGUUUUUGUAGAGAUGUGCAGAGAACAUGGUAUCAACUUUAUUGGGCCAAAUGUAAGUCCUUUAUAACAAAAUUUUAUGCUG
Molecule: messenger RNA, 784 nt
Organism: Olea europaea var. sylvestris
Lineage: Eukaryota; Viridiplantae; Streptophyta; Magnoliopsida; Lamiales; Oleaceae
Product: biotin carboxylase 1, chloroplastic-like
Exons: 4
Coding region: 239-769 (176 amino acids)
Source: RefSeq, a predicted model, not a curated record